AUGGUUAUCUCCCAACCAGCCACGCCAGAGCGUGGCGCUGGGGCUCAGCUUGACCAGCAGUACCCGGAUAGCUUCAACCUUAGAGCUCGCCAACAGCUUUGGAAAACAGGCCAUCCGGUAACCCUCCAACCAUUUCAACCCAGCAGCAGCCCAACCCGCAGUCUGACAGCAUACGACAAGGACAGAGGAAAUCGCCGCAACGGACGACUGGACAAGGGCAGCCAACACAGGACAACCAACAGGUUUGCAGCCCUUGCAGAAGAGGACAACGCCACACAAACGCCAACCCCAGUUUUCGAUCUGGAAGCUGAGACGGAAGAAAUCAUCAAUACGCAGCAGGAGAGACUCGACAUACGCGCUAAGGUCCUUAGAACCUACGCAGAAGCAAUAACAGCCUGCACGCGAAAAUUCACCACAGGUUACGGACUACACAUUGCCAAUGAGUUUCAGAACACCCUCCUCCGACAUUGGAACCAGUUUGUACGCGCAGAAGAACCGCUCAUACUAGAAAAUAAGAACACCCCGGCUCCAAGCUCACUCACAGGAACAAGCAAUGCUACGCCACCAACACCAGCCGCCAGAGAAAACACCAGAACCAACAAGUUGGUGAGCUUCGCCAACAUCGCGGAAAAUGCCUCACGCCAGGCACCAGGGGAUGUACACGUGCAACCCCACCGCCGCCAAAACACAACUAUUGCGGAUCGCACCGAUCGCAGGGUCCUUCUCCGCUUGAAGAGUGGCUCCUCCUUCUUCGAGAAGGGCUUACAGAUCCGCCUUGCACUAAAGGACAAGCUCGCUAUUGCAUCCCAGGACAUCCAAGACAUCAAGCCAACAAAUACAGGAUGGGCAAUUGUGGCCCGGAACGAGAAAAUUCAGCAGCUCAUUCUGGAGAAGCAGAACGAAUGGGGCCCAUGUAUCGACUUAGAUAUUGCAGAGAAACAAAUCCCAUGGCACACCUACCUGAUCAAGAACUUCCCUAAGACUAUCCACUCUUGGGACGGCACCCUUCUGGACUUCGAGACAACGAUUGAAGAAGAGAUUAAAGCCCAAACAGGGCAAAAGCCAGAACGAUGGCAUGUCUCGCAAAAGCCCAAUAAUGAGGAUCCGACCAAAGCAACACUGGUCAUCUCAUUCCUUAAGCCGCUGAACAGCAACUUCCGGCUACUCGGACAGGGAAGCUACUCCUUUAAACUCACCAAACCAAAGAAACUGUCUCAGUGCACCCACUGUUGGAACUUUCACCCGCCAACUCGCUGCAUCGCUACAAAAGUCUGUGUUCGCUGUGGCAUCAAGGAUAAUGCGCACAGCGCUGACAGGUGCGACAAUACGACAAAAUGCGCGAACUGCUAUGGCGCACAUGAAGCCAACUACGAGAACUGCUACGCCCGCCCACAGAAACUUCGCGGCAAUUUCCAGAAACUCUCAAAGACUCAGCUUAUCUACGCCAGGCAACUAGGACAAGAAGACUUCAAACGAAAGAACAAUACACAGCAAACUGACAGUGACCAACCCCCCCUUGCUGAGGAGGGUGAUAAAGAUGCCCGCCCCCUACAGGAUGCCGAGAUGAGCGGCACAGAGCCAAUUCAGACAACCCAGGCCCCAGAAACACACUCAGUAAAUAUUGUUGAUCACGAAGAGAGAGAAGUAGGUACCCCGGGAGUGAGGGAAAACGAAAAGGACGAUGAAGAAACCGAAGAAGAAGUAGCAGGGGAGGAGGAAGCAGAGGAAGAGGAAGAAGAAGAAGGAGAGGAAGAGGAAGAGGAAGCAGAGGAACAAGAGAUUCAGGAAGCACUACCUCCACCAGCACAGUCGUACCCAAUAGGAACCAACACAAGACAGGACCAACACUCCUAUCCCAAGCACCAUUUCUAUAUCACCCAGAAGGGUACAUCACACACAGUCACCAAGCAAAAUUCCACGGCCAGUCCCAGCACAACCAGGGACCAGUACUUCACCAUUAAAAAGCAGUUUCGACCUCAACCCCGAACUGACAACAUAGAGCCACCAAGCGAAGCCACUGCCCGGGAACCACCUAGCGAAACCACCUCCCGAGAAAUCAUUGAAGUACGUACACCUAGGCGGACUUCAGCCACGCACUCGCCGCCUAGCAGCCCUCCACUAGCUGCCAGAAGGCGAGACCAGUCACCAAGCAAAAUACGACGCAUCACCACACGCGGACCAAACGUGGACAAAGGCGAGGGAGCUCACUGCGCGGCCCUCCAACUUGCAUCUCAGGAGGGCUACAAUAUAGUACUCAUACAGGAACCAAACACAUCUUACAACGCACAAAAAGGCCUCUGCAGAACACAGCACCAUCCUGGCUUCCUCUGUUUCAGCCCCGUCGACACUAGGAAUAUCCAAGCUGAACAACUUCUCCCAGCACGUCACCGAGACCUUCUCUGGGUUAAAGUGAAUGGAACCGUGAUCCUUAACAUCUACAACAGGCCAGAGGAGGAAACCUCACUGGAUGUUAUUGAGUCAUGGACCCCGCCAAACCGAUGCAUUGUCGCAGGAGACAUGAACGCAUUCCAUCCAUUGUGGCAAGCAGAUCGGGGGGCAUCACAGGAUGGCACAAGGAUCUUUAACUGGACUCAAGAACACGACCUAGUCCUCCUUAAUGACCCUGAAACCUCAACCACAAUGCCAAGGCUAAACAAAAGAUCUAGCACAAUUGACCUGGUCUUCUCUAACAUCUCUACAGCUACUACAACCGUGGAAGAACACCUCACCACUGGAUCGCUGCAUUACACGAUCGGUACAGAGAUUCCAGACAACGAGAGCAGCCCUAGGACCUCGGGGAAAGUCCACGUCACUCUACCAGAGGAAAUUAAGGCUUUUACGAAACAUGUGGCCGGCGCAGCCCUGUCACUACCAACGUUCAUCCGCACCAGACAAGAUAUUGAUGAUACUGCUAGACAACUUCUACAAACCCUGCAAGACGCGGCAAAAGCUUGCGGCCGAUUGAGUAAAGGAAAAAGAGCCCGACAGAAUCCUUGGUGGAGCAAAGAGUGUAACAAAGCACAUGAGAACCUUCGCGCUGCUCGAUACACUACAGAAACCCGUCAUGGGGAAGAAGUCCAACGCGCUAGAAUCUACUUUAAACGCAUUGUCCGCCGUGCAAAGCGAAACUUCUGGCGCACUAUUGUUGCAGAUAUCACAGACCCAGCUGACGUAUUCCAGAUUACUCGCUGGAUAAAGCCAAGGCAACAGCUACAACCUCCGCCAAUCCAACACGGAAGCAAAGUCUACACAACAAACUUAGAACGUGCUAAUGUCCUGCGCAAGGAGAAGCUCGAAAGACGGGACGUAUCAGAUGAUAUCCCAGAUCCAUGGACCCCCACAGUUUCACCAACCCAACAAAUCCCUUUCUCGGCACACAUCUCAACCAGCGAAGCCCAGGAUGCACUACUGAAAACGGGAAACACCACUCCUGGAAUGGACGGUAUUACAACGAAAAUGCUCCAAGCAAUCUGGCCAAGUAUUUCGCAUGUCACCACACUCCUCUAUAACGCUUGCCUCACCCUAGGAUACCACCCAACUGCCUUUAAAACAGCAGAGGUGGCAAUGAUUCCGAAACUCAAUAAGAGAGACCUCAGUGAUGUCUCCGCGUGGCGCCCCAUCUCCCUUCUUUCCUGCCUGUCUAAAGGCCUAGAACGAGUAAUCGGUCGGCGUCUCGCCUACCUAGCUGUCAAGUACAAAGUCCUCCAUCCGAACCAGGCUGGAGCACUCCCAAAACGAAGCGCCACAGACAUAGUUACCGCACUUAUCUACGAUGUUGAACGUGCCCUAGGUAACGGCAAGAUCGCCACACUUGUUACAAUGGAUGUUAAAGGAGCGUUUGAUGCUAUUCUCCCCAAUAGGCUAGUCCUACGACUCCGACAACAAGGAUGGCCGGAUUUCCUGGAUGCUAAAACAGAACCCGCAGAGCUGCCAUGCGGCCUCCCUCAAGGCUCGCCGAUAUCACCCAUUCUCUAUCUCCUAGCCACCACCCCUAUCUACUCCCUUCUAGGAGCAACAGAGAGGUAUGGCUACGCAGACGAUACAGCAAUGCUCUUCACAGGAGACAGCCUGGAGGAGACCACUGCAAAAGCAAACGCGGCAAUUGCUGCAAUGGAAGCAUGGGGGCAACAGGAGGCUUUUUCCUUCGACCCAGACAAGACAGAGGUUAUGCACUUCUCCAGAAAAAGGGAUAGAAGCUCCCCAACAGUCUGUCACCAAGGCCAGGAGGUUAAGGCACAAAAGGCAAUGCGUUGGCUGGGAGUCUGGCUUGACCGCAGGCUCACCUUUAGCACGCACAUCGAUAAAUGGUCGCUUAAGGCAAGUAAGGUUGUCUCACAGCUACGGUUCGUUAACAAUACAGUACGCGGAACGUCAGCAGUAGCGGCCAGGAGAGCAGUAUAUGCAGUUGCCCUACCCACACUCUUUUACGGGCUGGACACAUGGUUCCCUGGCUUCCCUUCUGAGUCAACCCACAGGAAAGCAAGGACGAUCACCAAAACUCAACUCUCGAAAAUCCAAGUAAUCCUGAAUAAGGCCUGCCACGCAGUCCUACCUGUUUGGAAGACCACCCCACGAGUUAUUCUUUGGAAAGAGGCAGCAAUUCCGCCGGCAGAAAUCAUACUAAAGCAGCAUCAAGCGCGCACGGCGCUUCGCUACGCCAUGCUAGACGCAGCACACCCACAAUACAUGGGCCGAACUCUGCAGAGGCAUAGCCGACUCCUCCGAACAGCGGCAUGUGCAAAGGAAGUUGAACGACCAAGGCUUAUCCCACGCCGCUUUGAUGAUAGCAUCCCGACUGAAGCUGCAGGAAACAGACCACCAAAAGAAACCGCCGUGCUGCAAUUCCAACACUGGCUUCAGGAUAAGCCCGCGGGAUUCAUUGUCUUUAGCGAUGGCUCCAAGACAGAAAGAGACACCGCAGGGUACGGAUUUGCAGUGUUCCACAAGGGACGCCUUGUUGAUUGGGGCUCUGGCCAACUAGGCCGCAGAGAAGUCUUUGACGCAGAGAUCCACGGCGCAUUAGAAGGACUUCAACGCGCUUUACUCGCUAAUCUUGCUAACGAACCAAUUACAGUCUGUAUGGAUAAUACCUCCGUUAUUGACUGUAUAGGAACGACAGCACCAAACUCCUCACAGGCCUGCUUUAGAACCUUUCAGAGGGUAGGAGACAAGCAUCCAUACAGGUAUCUGUCAAAUGGUGCCCAGGCCAUAGCAACAUCUUUGGAAAUAGUUGAAAUUGUGAUUCUUUAA
Messenger RNA from Pochonia chlamydosporia 170, 5250 nucleotides. Its product is annotated as reverse transcriptase. The record is from RefSeq and is a predicted model, not a curated record. NCBI's taxonomy places the organism in Eukaryota, Fungi, Ascomycota, Sordariomycetes, Hypocreales, Clavicipitaceae. The coding region runs from base 1 to 5250 and encodes 1749 amino acids. The transcript is spliced from 5 exons. Gene Ontology annotation, molecular function: nucleic acid binding; catalytic activity.